CGAGUUUGGAAACUUCGCACCCCAUUUUCUCAAUGCCUACUUUUUACAGAUGGGACUGACUUGCGAUUCACGGCAGUAUAGAACUGUAUGAAAGUAAUUGCUCAUCUAGGUAUUGAUAAACGUUCCGGCUAGAAUUGCACUUUCCGCGCUUUUCGCAAACUAACAUAAUAGGCACAUUUGCGCAAGUACAAACACUGCGAUGAUGUCCAAAUAUUUUGUAUUGCCUCUUGUCGACUCAAUACCCGUAUCCAUGGUAACGGGAUUGCGCUCAAACAAAUCGACGUUACUUCGAUUAAAAAUUUGCACCGCCAACAUGGAUCUGUACGACGAAAUGUACGAAAUUAAAAAUAGUCGCGAAAUAGACGACAGUCCACCGCCCGAUUUGGACGUUUCCAGCUCGUUGCAGUUUGUGAACGAAGAUCCACCGGAAGACGACCCGGUUCCGGUUCUAAAGAAAGAUACUAAAGCGAUCGAUGAUGUGGAUGAGGAAAUUACGAAGGUCACCGGCGGUAAGCCGAGCACCAUCUUCAAGAAGAGGGAAAGCCUGCAGAAGCAUGACUCCCUGACGGAUAGCAGUGCGAGCGUUUCCGAGGAUGAAAAGGAAAUGCCAAAGAGUUUGGUCGAAGAAAAAGAAUUCAAUCCAAAGUUCUACGAGAAUAUUGAGGCGCCCAGUGAGGUGAAAGAGCUGUUCCAAUAUAUAACGCGUUUUUCGCCGCAACGUGUUAACAUUGAUUACAAACUGAAAAUUUUCGUACCCGAUUUCAUUCCCUCGGUUGGCGAUAUCGAUGCCUUCUUGAAAGUUUCUUCGCCGCCUUUCAUCAAUGAGGAAAAAAAGAAAGUAUUGGCGGAUCACAUAAAAAAACUGGGCUUAGAGACAUUGGACGAACCAUGUGGCGAUCAAAGUGACCGUGUGCUGCUACAGAUGAAAAUGCGAUCGAUAUUCACUAAGCCUUUAGAGACCCCGUCCGCAAUCGCGAAAUCAUCCAAGGAUGUCGACCGAUGGAUAACGGAAAUGCAAGCGCUCAAAGCGAGCCAAUCAGUACAAAACAUAAACUCGCUCCGGUCGGCAGUAAACAUUGACAAUCUGAUGUCGGAGUGGCCAGAGGAGAUUGAAAAAAUGCUCGAUACGGUUGGGUUUCCCUCAGCCAACUUGGAUUGUUCGCUGAGUAGGUAUAUUGAGAUAAUUUGUAACAUUUUCGAUAUUCCAGUGCAGGAAAGUAACGGACAGGCAGGAUACAUUCAAGCGUUGUAUAAUUUGUUCAAUCUCUAUUUGGCCGUUAAGCAACAGGGUAACGUCUAAUCACUAACUAAGGAACCAAAUUUAAAUAAAGUUCUAAGAAAUCAAUUGCAGCUAGCUAUGUUUGCCUUAUUUCAAUAUCCUAACGUAAGAGUCUCCUAUACCGAACUUGAAGAUAGCCAA
Molecule: messenger RNA, 1420 nt
Organism: Aedes aegypti (yellow fever mosquito)
Lineage: Eukaryota; Metazoa; Arthropoda; Insecta; Diptera; Culicidae
Gene: IFT46
Product: intraflagellar transport protein 46 homolog
Exons: 3
Coding region: 200-1300 (366 amino acids)
Biological process (GO): cilium assembly; intraciliary transport
Cellular component (GO): intraciliary transport particle B; motile cilium; centrosome
Source: RefSeq, a predicted model, not a curated record